Messenger RNA from Phascolarctos cinereus (koala), 1743 nucleotides. It is a transcript of the gene SPACA6, whose product is annotated as sperm acrosome associated 6. Lineage: Eukaryota; Metazoa; Chordata; Mammalia; Diprotodontia; Phascolarctidae. The record is from RefSeq and is a predicted model, not a curated record. Gene Ontology annotation, biological process: fusion of sperm to egg plasma membrane involved in single fertilization.
GUGUGUGUGUGUGUGUGUGCAUGUGAGUAUGUUUCUCUCCUCGUCUCUGUGUCUCUGCCCCCGCUGUCCUCUCGGUCCCUGAGACCCUCUAACCUGUGAAGACGUCCAGGGUCACAGGUGAGGUUCUUGGGAGCCAGGAGGCCGGCCCGUCAGCCGACAAGAACCAGGAUCCUCUGUACCCAUAAGCCUCUGACCUUGGCCGUUCGGAGGACCCCAACCUCCAGCCCUAACCCUCAGCUCCAGCCUCCCACUCUGGAACCUGCUGGGGGAUUAUUAGCAUACCUGUGUCCCUGACAGGUGUUUGAGUUGAAGGGUGCCUCAUCCUUGGGGAUGGGUGGGGUCUGAGCGGGCUCAGGAUGGCCAGGUCCUUGAGUGGCUGGGGAACGGACACUUGGGUCCCUCAGUGGUGCAGAUCCUGAGGGCCGCGUCCCCUCCCCCACAUUGCCUGAUGACCUCACAAAGGUCAUCUUCUACUGCCUUCCCUCUCUCCUCCCUCCCUACCCAGGCCAUGGCCCCAGCUGUGUCCCCACAGGCCAGCCAAAUGGUCCCUCUGGCCUUGGGCCUGGCCCUCAGGCUGGUGGUGAUGAGCCUCCCAGUGUCCUGGGGCUGCCUUCUCUGUUUCACCUCAGAGGCUGACCGGCAGCGUGUGUGCCGGCUCUUCACAAGCUGGAAGAGCCGCCAGGCUUCCCAGUGUGGGGCCCAGCUGAUGGAAGCCUUCCAGGGCCUGACCCACACCCAGAUAAAUUAUGCAGAGAGAACUCGACUGCACGAUGCCUUCACUCAGACCAUCUUCACCCUGGAGGAGAAGGCUGCAGCAAAAGAGUCCUACAAAGUGGCCUUCCCCGCGGCUGCCCGGAGCAUAGAAGAGGUCGUCAAGGAGCUGAGCAAAGCCCCCGCCUGCGUGCCACCCUGCGGGUUCCAGGAGAUGGCCCGACUCUUCUUCUGCAAUUCGUGCGCUGCCCAUGACUGUGACCUCCCGCUGGAGUGCCCGAUCCGGGACUUGCUGGUGCCAGUGGGAGGCCAGGCUGCCUUCUCGUGCUCCGUGUCUUUCUCCACUCCCUCGGAGCUGACCUAUACCUGGCUGUUUGCGGGGAAUAUCCGGACCAAGGACCUCUCCUACUUCCGCGUGAUGCCUAGAGCACAAGAUGAGUUUGCUCGGAUCCGGCCUGUUCGGCCCCCGCACCGCGGGACUUUCUCCUGCCUGCUUAGUUCCGACGAGCAACCCUUGGCCCGGUUGUUCUUCUUCCUAAAUGUGACUUCAGGGAAAGCGCAGAAUGAAACAGAACUGCAGACCUUGUUCCGGGCGGUGCUGAAGGCAAAAGGCUCCAAGGCCGACUGUCCAGAACCCUGGCAGCCAAGCUUUUCCACACUGCUGGCCCACCCCGGGGCCCUGACGCUGAGAAACCUGUGCCUGCUUGGGCUGGCAGCUGGCCUGGGCACCACGAGCUUCAUCGUGCUGGGGAUGUUGCUGUACCGCUAUUCGGAAGAAAGCCCUCUUCAUCCCCUAGCUUCCAUCACCCCAAUAAAGAUAUUUUUAGGCAGUCUACGUUCUAGGUCCAAAGUUACGGUGAGCCGGCCCAAGGAUAAGGCACCUACAACGUACUAGGGGAGAGGGAGGUCUGGAAUUCCCCCGUUAGAGUGUAAGCCCCCCGAGGGCAGAGACUGUUUUUUGCCUUAGUAUCCCUAGCCCUCAGCCCUGUACCUAGCACGUACUAGGAGGUUAAUAAAUACUGCUUGACUGAC